CCUCAUCCGCGAGUCGACGUAGAUCCCCACAAAUCGCUUGCCAGACCGUUUCACCUCUCGCUCACGGCUUCAUAACGUUGACAUUUUGAUGUUAUUGCUGCAGCCACCGCACAUUCAGAUAAACUGCUAUAGCCUUUUUCGCGCGGUUUAUUUGCUUCAGUUGAAAUCGGACGCCGCUGAUGUUCGAGCGUCCAUGUCCUCCCGUAGGCUGUGCCGCGGAGGGAUAUUCCAUUGGAACCGACAAUGUGGAGGCUGUUAAAAUGUCUACUUGGAAAAUGAAAAGAUCACAGUUCGCUAACUGAAAGGAAAUAGACCAUCAGAAGAGUUAUGGUUCCUGUGAAAGAGGUGUUUUCUACUUCGUAACGAAGACGUCGAGGCGAGAGAGGAGUAUUUCAUAUUGUCUUCCCUUUUCUUCAUCAAGCCCACAGUUCGGACCACGGGAGAAGGAUCCUAUCCACAACUUUGUUUUUCCUCUCUUCUGCCGUUUAUCUCUUCCUCCUGCUGGAUGCUACAUUGUUAAAUCCAGUCUGUUGCUGAGACUGAAAGGGCCAGUGAACAGCAGCAGAUAAUGGCUGCAGUGGUGACAGACAAGGAGCUCAGCGACUUGCUGGAUUUUAGCGCGAUGUUUGAACCUCCAGUUUCAAAUGGUAAAAAUGGGCCAACUACUCUUGCCAGCAGUCAGUUUGGAGGUCCUGGUAUAGAUGAAAGGACUGGGUCCAGUCCUUGGGGACCAGGAGGACAGAAUAGUCCAUCUUUCAACCAGGCAAGGGGUUAUGAAGAGGGUCUUUACAGUGAACGUGAGAACCUGGCCUCUACCCCGGUGUUUGAACCAGGCGUUGUUGGGAAGGCUGAUCGGGGACCAUACCCACCAUUUGGAGCACAGCCGGGUUUUCUGCCCAGUGAGAUGCCGAUUUCCAGCCCAGAUGGCACCUCUCCGUCUACUGUUAAGUCUCAGUUUUAUUCAUCUUACGAGGGCAACAGCACUCGCAGGAGACCCUCACAGGACCCCACUGAAUCACAGCCAAGAAAGAUCAGGAAGGUGCCCCCCGGCCUGCCCUCCUCAGUUUAUGCAUUAGCCACAGGGGAGGAUUUCAAUCAACACGGUGCUUGCUACCCAGCCUCCAAAGGAGGAAGCGUCUACCCAUCAUCGUUUUACGUGCAAGAAGGCCUCCACCCACCCUCUGAUCCUUGGAGCUCUGCCGGGUCGAUGAUUCAGCCUGGUUAUUCUGCCGUGUUGGACAACUCCCCCCAUCUGGGCCAACAUGGGCCGUUCUCUGCCAUCAACCCUCAAGAUAAAAUGAAACGACAGCCUUUACCCCUUUCUCCCCAAAACUUCCCCCUGCAUGGCAGUGAGGUGAAUGGAGCUCAUCCUGCAGGCUUCCACUCUGGUUCCAGCAGCUUUGGCGUCCCCAGCCACACACCCCCAAUCACCGGCACUGAAACCAUCAUGGUGAAUCGGAGUGCAGUACCGGGAAGCUCAGGUGAUGAGAUUGGGAAAGCCCUAGCAUCUAUCUAUCCCUCAGACCCUAACAGUAAUGCUUUCUCUCCAUCGCCGUCCACUCCCUCUCGCUCCCCCCAGGCUUUAUCAGGCUCUGCAUCUCAGUGGACUCGGUCGUCUGGCCAGGCCACACCGUCUCCCAACUAUGAAGGUGGAAUUCAGUCUAUGCAGAGUAAACUGGAGGACCACCUGGAUGAAGCCAUCAAUGUUCUUCAGCGGCAUGCUAGCGGACAAGGGGGGCCGGGAUUUGCUGAAAUGCAUAGUCUGUUGUUGUCCCGUUUCAACAAUGCAGCAAUUGGACUGGCCAGCCGCCUCUCAGGACUGGCAUCAAGCCACCACGAGGACUCUAAUGGUCUGCCCUCUAGUGGAGGGCUUUUGCAUCACGGCCCUUCAUCCAUCUCUGGCUCUCAGCCUGGCAGCUUUACAAGUCUGGCCCGUUCCAGUGGGGCUGCCAUCAAACGUGAGGAGAAGGAGGAAGACGAGAACUGCUCUGUUACAGACAAGUCAGAGGACGAGAAAAAAGACAUGAAGGCCCGUCUUCGAACAAGUCUGGAUGAUGAGGAUGAUGAUGAUGAUGAAGAUCUACCAGUGGAGAUAAAGGCUGAGCGGGAGAAAACACGGAGGUUGGCUAAUAACACCCGCGAACGGCUCCGUGUGCGGGACAUCAACGAGGCUUUUAAGGAGCUGGGCCGCAUGUGUCAGCUUCAUCUGAGCUCAGAAAAACCACAAACCAAAUUGAUCAUUCUGCAACAGGCUGUUAACGUUAUACUCAACCUGGAGCAGCAAGUCCGAGAGCGUAAUUUGAACCCAAAGUCUGCCUGCCUCAAGAGAAGAGAGGAAGAGAAAGUUUCAGGUGUGGACCAUCAGAUGCAGCUUGGUAGUGGUCACCCUGCUCUUGGAGGAGAUGGACACAACCCUGUGAGCCAUAUGUAACAGAUGUUUUUAGUGUACAGCCCUUAGAACACGUGGCCUUAUCUAUCAUUGUCGAACAUUUCAGUGUGUGGAAAAACACACACACCUCAUUAGUGACAAAGCAGGUGGCCACAUUCCUGAAGACAACAUGAGUAUCCGAAGAAAAGGAAGAAGCACACAAUAUUAAAGGAGAAUGCUUUGAAAUAAAGACACUGUCUUUUGGAGAGAGUGCAAAAAGGACAAUGUUCUUAUGAUCAUGUUUUUGUAGGACUUUGGAAAAAUUGCUUUUCAUGUUGGGAGCAAUUCUUGUUUGGAUCAAAUCACACUUUUGGAUCAAACGCUCAUUUGAGUGAACUUGGGAUUGAUCGUGUUGAAUAGUUAUUGGCAUUCCCAUCAGAGUAAAGGAGGUCCCACAUUCUUCACAGACACGAAGAAAUGAUCUAUUUCCUGCAAUUGAACAAAAUUUGUUUAAUCAUGUCAUAACAGACCUCUGAUGUGUUUGGUUUGAUAAAAAAGAUUGUCCCCAGGUGAUACAGAAGUAAGCUGGGAUGUAUCAGUCAGAAUACCAGCUUUUCAUUUUUAUACGCCGGUAUUUUAGUCAGGUUUUCUUAAUUUUAUUGCUGUGGCUCAAAAGGUGCCACAUCUGAACUGACUUGUGUACUGGGGGGUCUUUUUUUCAUGCAUUUCUCAGAAAUGUGGAUCUGAGUCUUAUCUCUUUUAAGUCCUGUACAUGUGUUAUUGUCACUGCCAUGCAAGUGGAAUGGAAAGACUGCCAGAGAAAGGCCCGCCACACACACACACACACACACACCGAGGCUCAGUCAUGUGCAGAACAACAGCCCGACUCAGCCUCUGGAGAAGCCAGUUCCUCUCAGCCUCGCGGUCGGUGCAGACUGAAUCAAGCCGAGUAAUUGUGAAGCCUGUUCUAAGGAUCUUCCAUUUGUAGAAUUCAUAUAUUUUUGUUUUUGUACUUUUUUGUUUUUUACUUUGUAACAUAGUCGUAAGCGUUUUGUUUGCAUUGUUUGGAAUGUUAUUUCUCUUUGUUUACAUUGUUUAAUUGUAAGACAACUGUUUAGAUUCCAGGAACAAGGUGAGGUGUUUUUCUUUGGUGCCAGGUCCUUAGAUCUGAUGAUAACAUCUCAUGUUGUGAUACUGGUCAACUUUGUUAAAUUCUGUCUCAACAAAAACAUUUUUUGCCAGUAGUAAUUGGACUGUUCUGGUGUUCGUGGACAUUUUCUUUUUUUUUUCUUAAAAAAUUACUUUAUCACCCCCCACCCCCCUCCUCUCCAGUCUUUCUGAUGAGCUUGUUUGCUGGAUGAAGAUAGGGUUGAUGAGGCGGUCUGCAUCAAAAUUCAGUUUCCUUCUAAUAUGAAGAGGUGGCCUUAGUCAUUUUGGCUUUGGGAGUUUUGAUCAUGGUUACUGACUAGUGCCUGUACAUCUUUGUUAAUGGUGGAUAAUGUUGCAUCCAAUGUUUUAUAAUUGCAUCUUCUUGCUAUACAGAUGAUUUUAAAAACAUGUAUAAUUUAGGAACAUCUGUAAAAUGAAGAACCACACUUCGUGAGGAAGUUGAACAAAUUUGAUGCUAAAUUUUUACUUAAACUUUUUUAUCUUUUAUGUUUAUUUUUGUUUUUAUUUUGCCUCAGACUUGCAUGUGCAUCAGUGUAUGUCUGUUAGAUGUGUCUUUGUUAAGCUGACACUGCUGUGGAACAGUAUUUAUCACAACUCCUGCGCCAUGGUGAAGGCCAAAAAAUAUAAUUUUUGAUAUCAGUUACUUUCCCGAGAAAAAGAAAAAAACGGUAUGAAUUGAAAACCCAUUUUCAUGCACUAAUGUUUCAAAACCAGAUUUUUUUCGUUAACAGCCUUUCUGUCCUCCAUGAAACAUGACCUGCUACAGAUCUGUCUUCUCUCGUGCUUGGGGACAACAUCUAUGUAGGCUAUGUCCUCAAAGUGCCUACAGUUUCCUAUUUUUUAUAUAAAGUAGAUGCUGAGAACUGUUGUGUAUAUGACAGUAAUGUAGCAAUAAAUGUGCCAUUUUUAAUAAAACAAAAUAUGGUU
Messenger RNA from Nothobranchius furzeri (turquoise killifish), 4465 nucleotides. RefSeq names its product transcription factor 3b (gene tcf3b). Lineage: Eukaryota; Metazoa; Chordata; Actinopteri; Cyprinodontiformes; Nothobranchiidae. Gene Ontology annotation, biological process: regulation of transcription by RNA polymerase II. The record is from RefSeq and is a predicted model, not a curated record. Gene Ontology annotation, cellular component: transcription regulator complex; chromatin. Gene Ontology annotation, molecular function: DNA-binding transcription factor activity, RNA polymerase II-specific; RNA polymerase II cis-regulatory region sequence-specific DNA binding; protein dimerization activity.